CAUAAUGCUCAUCGGCUUGCUACUUCCGGUCCGGGUUUUCUUACUUCCUCCUUUAGGCAGACUGCCGAAGAAAAAGAAUGUUGGCGACUAGAGCACUCCGUCUUGUUGGGAGGCGAGCCCUGUCGACUUCAGCGUGCCUGCGUGGCCAUGGAGUCGCCAAGGUGGAGGACUACUCCCUCCCAGCCUAUUUCGACCGCCGUGAGACUCCCCUGCCUGAGAUUAGAUACGUCCAGCAACUGAGCGCAGAUCAGACGACCCUCAAAGAGAAGGAGAAGGGGUCCUGGGCCGCGUUGUCCAAUGAAGAGAAAGUUGCACUGUACCGCAUCAGCUUUAAGGACAGCUUUGCUGAGAUGGGUAAGGGUUCAGGAGAGUGGAAGACGGUGGUUGCUGGAAUGUUGUUCUUCAUGGGCUUCACUGGCUUGGUGGUUCUGUGGCAGAGGAAAUACGUUUACGGAGAUGUUCCUCACACUUUCGACCCCGAGUACAAGCAGAAGGAGCUCCAGAGGAUGCUCGACAUGAGGAUCAACCCCAUCCAAGGCUUUUCCGCCCACUGGGACUAUGAAAACAAAGCCUGGAAGAAAUAAAUAGGUUUUAAAUGUCUGUCAGUGGACCAAGUUACACAACUUCAUGUAGAGCAAUCAGUGUGCAGUUCAGUGAAAAGUCGAUGUAUGACUUUGUCUUUACCUCAACAAAUGCAUUCUGGAAGACCACUUCCUCUUAAGGAUAUUGUAUUCUAUAACGGAAAUAAAAUUCCAAACCAUCA
Messenger RNA from Silurus meridionalis, 763 nucleotides. It is a transcript of the gene cox4i1, whose product is annotated as cytochrome c oxidase subunit 4 isoform 1, mitochondrial. The coding region runs from base 78 to 584 and encodes 168 amino acids. Lineage: Eukaryota; Metazoa; Chordata; Actinopteri; Siluriformes; Siluridae. The transcript has 5 exons. Gene Ontology annotation, biological process: mitochondrial electron transport, cytochrome c to oxygen. The record is from RefSeq and is a predicted model, not a curated record.